Schistocerca gregaria is the source of this 1827-nucleotide messenger RNA. RefSeq names its product GATOR complex protein WDR24-like. NCBI's taxonomy places the organism in Eukaryota, Metazoa, Arthropoda, Insecta, Orthoptera, Acrididae. Gene Ontology annotation, biological process: positive regulation of TOR signaling. Gene Ontology annotation, molecular function: protein binding. The transcript has a single exon. The coding region runs from base 1 to 1827 and encodes 608 amino acids. The record is from RefSeq and is a predicted model, not a curated record.
AUGAGGCUUUGGGACGUGAGGACGCCUGGAGUGAAUAACGUGGCGUUCAACGCUAAGUCUGAGGUGAGGGACGUGCAGUACAACCCGUUUGCGAACUACCAGUUCGCGGCCGCGCUGGAGAACGGGAACAUUCAGAUUUGGGAUGUUAGGAAGAGCUUGGCUGCGCAAUGGACGUUCCCCGUUCAUCAGGGGUUGGUGAUGACGAUUUCGUGGCACCCGCAGGACCAGUACUUGCUGGCGUCUGGAGGGAGAGAUCGGCUGAUCAAGGUGUGGGACUUGCAGUCGAGCAAGGACACGAAGCUGGUGAAGGUGAUUCAGACGAUAGCGAGCGUGGGGAAGAUUGCCUGGAGGUCCGAGGUUCAGAAGGAGGAUUUGCACAUUGCUUCUUCCGCGAGUUUGACGGACAUUUCCAUACACGUUUGGGACUUGAAGAGUCCGUUUGUGCCACUGGUGACGUUGAAGGGUGCGAAGGACGUGAUAACGUCGCACAUGUGGAGCGACAGGAACACGGUGAUCUCAUGUUCCAAGGACGGGUGCAUGCGGAGAUACGAUCUAAAGAAGCACGGGUACUUUCCGAGGAGGCACAUGCCGACUACGGCGCUGAGUUGGAACGUCAGGAACGAGUUGGCGGUGGUGUCGAAGGCCAUAGACCGGAGCCCGCGGCUGGAGUUGCCGAGCGCUUCUAAGGCGAGUGCCGACAGUGUGAUGAAGGUGCGACUGUUCGAGCCGUCCGAGUCGAUUGAAGAGGCCAACGGAAGUUUCAAUCACCGGGCGUUCGAGCACCUCGCGAGGAACUUGGAGUUUCGAGGCAGGCCGAUAGAGGAGCUGUGUUCGCACAACUGUCGCGUGGCGGAGGAGGCGAAGUGCGGACAGCUGGCGCGCGUGUGGAAGGUGAUUCAAAUUGUCUACGAGAGAGAAAAGGAAGAAGUGCACGAAACGCCGCAGAGCGAAGCGACGGCGCCGGUUGCGAGCUGGCCGAGCAAUUUUUUGUCCGGUGGCGACCGCGCGAUCGGCGUGUUUUUGGAGGAGAAGGGCGCGGGGGGCCCUUCCGUCGAGCCCGUCCGAAGGGACGGCAAGGCGCGAGAGGAGUCCGCGCGCGCGCCGUUCGAGAAGGCGAGCAGGCUGAAAAAAGCCUCGUCGCGCGGCGCGGAUUCGGCUCGCCUGAUGGAGGUGAGCCGGAACGCCCCCGUGGAGUGCGGAGGGUGCGCGGAAGACCGCGAGGGAAGAGAGGGCGGCGCCCGACACCAGGAGCUGCUACUGAAGAGCGACCCCUCCGGAGACGUUUGCCAGCGAAAGACGGCGAAAGUCAGCCAGCCGGACGAUGUGGAUUGGGACCCCGACUCCGUCCUCCCGGACAUUCUCGACCACCACGAACUGAUAGGCGACGUCCAGACCUGCGUGAUCGUGGCCCUCAUGUUGCACCGCGAGCUCGCGAUUCAGCCCAGAAGGCUGCUGGCGUGGGUCCGCGCCUACAUAGACCUGCUGCAUCGAGACAGAAUGUGGAACAGCUCCAACUACAUCAUCAAACACUGCUGCCUGGAGAGUGUCAGGGACAUCAACAAGAUGAACACCAGCUACGCCACCAAGUGCGCCGCCUGCAACAAGGCGAUGUCGGAUGCACUAGGCGCCUACUGCUCUUACUGCAAGAAGAUCGCCUCAUUCUGCGCCGUCUGCAACCAGUCCGUCAAGGGCAUCUUCGUCUGGUGCCAGGUUUGCGGACACGGUGGACACAGCAAGCACAUGAAGCAAUGGUUUUCAACGCAGACCAACUGUCCCAUGGGUUGCGGACACGCCUGCCAGCCAAUGCGAAGUGUUCCCGAAAAGUAG